GUGCGAUCGCCUCAAACCCUCAAGACAUAUGCGGCGCAUUCAACUAAAAAAAUAUAUACAAAGAGGAAAAAGUAAUUGAACAUUAUAAAAAGUGUUAAAUAUAACUUCGUCAACCGAAUCCCGUUUUGUGUUUGUGAAAGAAAAACUUUGCAUCCGAAAACUUGAAAGUGAAAAUACAACAAAAUAAAUCGUUGAAAUUCAAAGCAGACAAUUUGGAAUCCCCCCCACCCCAAAUGAAGUCGCACUUGUUGUUGCUCCAACAACAAUAACAUUUUGUUUUUGAAUUUUGGGCGAUUAUAGGCCAAAGACAAAGAGUUGGAGUGAGAGAGAGAAAGAGAGAGAGAGAGAGAACGGAAAAUUACUCCCAACGCGCAACAAUGAAUCAAACACAAGUCAACAAUUUCUUGAAAUGCUUCCUGCAAAUUGAUGAGCCCGUUAGCCACUUAGCGGCUCAUCACGCUCGUCACGAUCACGAUCAUGAUCACGAUCACGAUCAUGAUCACGACCACGAGCACGAUCACGAUCACGAUCACGAUCAUGGGGAUGAGGACUCCGAUGGUCUGCUGACGGCCAAGAUUACCGCCAUGCUGGUGCUCUGCUGUGCGAGUGCACUUUGUGGCUCCGUUCCGUUCCUGCUGAAUCGCUUCUACCACUGGACAGAGAAUCAGACGAAUGCCCGUUCAGCGACAGUUGUGAAGUGUCUGCUGUACUUUGGCGGUGGUGUCCUGCUGUCCACCACUUUCCUGCACCUGCUGCCCGAGGUGCAGGAGGUCGUCGAGCAGCUGCAGGAGUGCGAGAUCAUUGGCCAGCUAACUUUCCCACUGGCCGAGCUGCUCAUGUGCUGUGGCUUCUUUCUCAUGUACUUCAUUGAGGAGGCGAUGCAUUCGUAUGUCCACCGGCAUCAUCAAGAUGAUGCUGGUGCCGCCUUUGAGCGUGGUCACAGCGUCCGGCAUAGUCAUCUCGUAAAGACAGGCCAAUCGGCAACGGGUGCGGAACUUGCCGCAGCUGGUGGCAACAACACUGCGACAACGCUCUCCGUGCAGGAUCUCAUGCAAAACGAUCUGGAGCAGCAGAAGUAUGGAGCAGUGCAUCAUCAUCAACACAAUCACGGCCACAAUCACAGUCACAAUCACAGCCACAAUCAUAGCCACAAUCACAGUCAUGGCCACAGUCAUCUGCCCAUUGGAGACGGCGAAAGCGAUUCGGGAGAUAUGCUCACCUCCUCGCUGCGAGGACUCUUCAUUGUGCUGGCCUUGUCGCUGCAUGAACUCUUCGAAGGCAUGGCCAUUGGCUUGGAGCGUUCGGCUAGCUCGGUGUGGUUCAUGUUUGGCGCUGUCUCUGCCCACAAACUGGUUCUAGCCUUUUGUGUUGGCGUCGAGCUAAUUGUGGCCCGCACCCGUCUCAGUCUGGCCGUGCUCUAUGUGCUCACAUUUGCCGUUGUCAGCCCCCUCGGCAUUGGUCUGGGCAUACUGAUUAGCCACGGCCAGAGUGGUGGCGGACCCAAUCUGGUGUCGGCCAUACUGCAGGGCUUCGCCUGCGGCACACUCCUCUACGUGGUCUUCUUCGAAAUAUUAUCGAAGAAUCGCUCCGGACUGCGCGCUUAUCUGGCGCUCUUCGUUGGAUUUCUGAUUAUGUUCGGAUUGCAACAGAUAGGCGCCAGUGGUGGUCAUGGACACAGUCACGGUAGCUGUUCCGGUGCUGGAGAUCAUGAUCACGAUCACGAUCACGAUCACGAACAUCACACGGAGACUGAGUCCGGCAUCAGCGAAGCAGACCAGUUGGCGGAGGCCCACAAAUAUGAGGAGAAGUUGAAGGUGUUGCGCCAAGUAACCCAAAAGCUGCUCGAAUCGCACCGCAAAUAGAAUUAAGCCAACCAUCUGGACGUGUCCUUGGGUGCACGCUGAUAUGAAUACAUUACUAACUGCUAAGCAGAGAUUAUAUUAUAUAUCUAUUAUAUUUAUUUAGCCUGUAAGCAAUAAAGUUUAAAAUCAAAGC
Molecule: messenger RNA, 1995 nt
Organism: Drosophila grimshawi
Lineage: Eukaryota; Metazoa; Arthropoda; Insecta; Diptera; Drosophilidae
Gene: Zip89B
Product: zinc transporter ZIP1
Exons: 2
Coding region: 378-1862 (494 amino acids)
Biological process (GO): zinc ion transmembrane transport
Cellular component (GO): plasma membrane
Molecular function (GO): zinc ion transmembrane transporter activity
Source: RefSeq, a predicted model, not a curated record